AGACAGCAGGUGUCUCGAGAAAAAUUUCAAAUGUCGGUGCUAUAAAUAAAACCUCGCCCCUCCCCUUUCUGCCAUCGUUCCUCCUUCUCGUCGUUCUCUUCCUCGCCUCCAGUAGAUCGGAUCUGCGAUCGACGCUCACUGCAACUUGGAUCACGCCAAGAGCAACUAGAUGAAGCUAAAGAUCAACAAAGCCUGCGAUUUGAGCUCCAUCUCCGUGCUUCCUCCCAGGAGAUCGUGGGGAAUGAGCUCCGUAGGCGACGGACUUGGGAUGAACCAGCCGUCCCAGAUCCGAUCCCAAUCGCAGCAAUCGUUCUCCCAGGGCCUAUCUCUGUCUCAGCUUUCCCAGAGCUCGCUCGAGGAAGCCCUAAUCACCGAUUCGAGAUUUGGUUCACAAGAGAAAGAUAAAUCAUUGAGGAUCUCCACAUUGGCUCCAAUUGCAUCUAUGAGGGAUGAAUCUCAGCUACAGAUCGCAAGUGCAUCUAGGAACGUUUUGCCACGAUCAUGGACUGCUUCCUCUUUGGCAGAUAGUAAAUUUCAGGUUACUGAAGAACUUGAACACAAACUGCGGCUCAUUGAAAGCUCAAUAAGCAGGGUUGGAAUGAUUGUGGACUCUGUCCAAAGUGAUGUUAUGCAAGUAAACAGAGCUGUAAAAGAGUUGUCACUAGACAUGGGAGGCAUAAGGCAAAAGAUUGGCCUUCUAGAAAACUCCAUGCAACAACUGCCGAAGUGGGAAGACGGUAUCAAAGCUUUAAUUGGUGGAAGUCUCAAAUCCAUUUCAGAUCAGCUUGCUAACAACUCCAAUCCCAGCAAAAUAAAUGAGAUUGCUACAGCAGUUACAGCUUUGCACGAACAGAUUGGUGCACGUUUGGAAAAACUUGAGCAUGAAGUUUCUCUGUCCUUUUCAAUAAAGAAGGUUAGAGAGAAUGGUACUAAUUCUUCAGACAUCCAGGAUUCAAUUAUAGUCCGCUCACCUGGGAGUAGAGAUCAUUUGGAUAGAAAGCAGUCUUUGAAGAGCAAUUUAACAAUCAAACAAAUUACUGUCACACCAUCAAUGAGUACAAAGCCGAAGUCUCCACUUGUGAAGAGUGAAGAAGGCAAACCAAACUUGGUUAAGUUCAAGAUAGCUGAACCAAAGCAUCUUCUUUCACAUAGACAUGAAAUCCAUCAUAGACAAAAGAAUGAAAAUCCAAGAAUAAUCAUUGACUCAGAUGACGAGAGUGAUGUGGGUCUUUCUUGCCUUAUGCCAGAGAAAAAAACAGUUAAGGAAUGUGAUUUUGGGAAGGAUGUUCAUAUAGAGACUCUAAGAAUUCUAAGGAAAGCAAGGAAGAGAAGAAGAACACAGAAUUUAAUAACUGUAGAUUGAGGUAAGGAAGCAUGUCCAUGCUUUUGGAAUCAAGGUGCUCUAACCAUAGAGAUCUCAAAUAAAGUAUUGUAAAUUUGUGUUGCAAUAGAACGUUAAAUGAGGAAUCAAUUAGAAUACUUUCUUACGUAGCACUGAUCUUGCAAAUACUCUUCCUAUUAGCUAAAGUCAUCUCUCAAUAUUGUGGUCCAAGUUUGGUGAAAAUUUUUUGGCACUUCUUCAAAGCCUUCUAUAGUCAAACAGCAUAUCUAUAUUCUAAAGACAAACAUUAUUGUCCACAGAAAUAGAUGUAUACUUGUAAUUCAUUUUAGAUUCCAUUCAAUGUUUUACCUUUUCAUCA
Molecule: messenger RNA, 1700 nt
Organism: Zingiber officinale
Lineage: Eukaryota; Viridiplantae; Streptophyta; Magnoliopsida; Zingiberales; Zingiberaceae
Product: putative recombination initiation defects 3
Exons: 11
Coding region: 170-1363 (397 amino acids)
Biological process (GO): chromosome organization involved in meiotic cell cycle; microsporogenesis; meiotic DNA double-strand break formation
Cellular component (GO): nucleus
Source: RefSeq, a predicted model, not a curated record